This is a messenger RNA of Dunckerocampus dactyliophorus (ringed pipefish), 5993 nucleotides long. RefSeq names its product gamma-aminobutyric acid receptor subunit alpha-5-like. Bases 363 to 1760 code for a protein of 465 amino acids. Gene Ontology annotation, biological process: regulation of postsynaptic membrane potential; signal transduction; nervous system process. Gene Ontology annotation, molecular function: inhibitory extracellular ligand-gated monoatomic ion channel activity; GABA-gated chloride ion channel activity; GABA-A receptor activity. NCBI's taxonomy places the organism in Eukaryota, Metazoa, Chordata, Actinopteri, Syngnathiformes, Syngnathidae. The record is from RefSeq and is a predicted model, not a curated record. The transcript is spliced from 10 exons. Gene Ontology annotation, cellular component: dendrite membrane; neuron projection; synapse.
UCAUUUCCUCUCCACCACCAGUCGGCGUCACGUAGCGUGGAGUCACACCGGUCUCCUCGGAGGAGAGGCUGGCCGAGUGAUGCUGCAGCUGCGGCAACACCUCUGGAGGUGAUGCGUGAGGAAACGCGGUGAAGAAGGGGGGUGACCACAUGCUGGAGAGAUGCAGACAUACAACUACAACCACAACGUCUGACUCCGAGAGAGAGAGAGAGGGAGAGAGAGAGGAACAAGGAGAGACGAGCAAGAGGAAGGGGAGCCAAGCGACCAGCACCGGGAUUAGGUGGCUGUACCGGUGCAGCCUCUCAUCGGAGAUCCUCAUCCCUCAAGGAGAGGAGGAGUACAGUCAAAAACAACCGUGAACAAUGGAUCAGCGUUCAGCUGCAAAGAAAGUGAGCAGGAUGUCUGCCUGCAUGGCGUGGCUCCUGGUUCCCGUCCUUCUGUCCGGAUGCCAAAAAGGCGCCUGCCAGUCCUCCCAGGAGGCUCAGAAGGAGGCCGCCGCGAAUGACAGCACGGUGUUCACGAGGAUCUUGGACGGGCUUCUUGAUGGUUAUGACAACAGGCUGCGACCUGGCCUUGGAGAGAACGUCACGGAGAUCAAGACAGAUAUUUUUGUCACAAGCUUUGGUCCGGUAUCUGACACGGAAAUGGAAUACACCAUCGAUGUGUUCUUCCGUCAGAGCUGGAAGGAUGAGCGCCUCUGCUUCAAAGGGCCUAUGAAGAAGUUGCCCCUGAACAACCUGCUGGCCAGCAACAUUUGGACACCAGACACGUUCUUCCUCAAUGGCAAGAAGUCCAUUGCUCACAACAUGACCACACCAAACAAGCUGCUCAGGCUCAAGGAUGAUGGCACUCUGCUUUACACUAUGAGGUUGACAAUAUCAGCCGAAUGCCCCAUGCAACUGGAGGAUUUCCCCAUGGAUGCCCACGCGUGUCCUCUUAAGUUUGGCAGCUAUGCUUAUCCGGUGUCUGAGGUGGUUUACACGUGGACUGAAGAUGCUGCCAAGUCCGUCGUGGUGGCAGAAGAUGGCUCCAGACUCAACCAGUACCUUCUGAUUGGACAAACCGCCGGCACGGAGGACAUACACACAAGCAGAGGUCAGUAUACCGUGAUGAUGGCCCACUUCUACCUGAAAAGGAAGAUUGGAUAUUUUGUCAUCCAGACAUAUAUGCCAUGUUUCAUGACUGUAAUCCUGUCCCAGGUGUCAUUUUGGCUAAAUAGAGAGUCUGUUCCUGCGCGGACCGUUUUUGGGGUGACCACAGUUUUGACAAUGACCACCCUCAGCAUCAGUGCCAGAAACUCCCUCCCUAAAGUGGCCUACGCAACAGCAAUGGACUGGUUCAUUGCCGUCUGUUACGCUUUUGUCUUUUCGGCCCUGAUCGAGUUUGCCACUGUGAACUACUUCACCAAGAGGAGCUGGGCAUGGGAUGGCAAGAAAGCUCUGGAAGCGCAGCACCCAAAGAAACGAGACCCCAUGGUGCUGUCGAAAAAGCCCAACAAUGUUUGCUCAGCAGCCGUCAACUACACACCAAACCUCACCAAGGACGUCUCCAUCGCCACCAUCUCCAACACAACAUCUGUGCAGCUCCGAGCCUCGGAGACCAAGAUGUUGGACCCUAAGAAGACCUACAACAGUGUCAGCAAGAUCGAUAAAAUGGCCCGGAUAGUGUUUCCUGUUCUUUUUGGAACCUUCAACCUUGUCUACUGGGCCACAUAUCUGAACAGGGAACCGGUGAUUAAAGGAGUUGUUGCUUCAACCUAGUUCUUUUUGAAACAUUUUUUGAAAAACAACAACUUAUUUCAAGCACUUUUGAAGGCUGCAAUGGAGUACCGUCAGUUUUUUUGUUUUUUUUAAUGGCCUAAAUGGACUGCUUGGUGGCGUUGUAACCAUGAACGGUGCUGUGCUUCUUCUGCAUUCAUCCUGCUGCAGUUCGCAUGACGCACUCCUCAAAGGCAGCUGUGAAUAUUCCAAUCACAGCUUACAGCACAGGAGCACUCUCCAUUACUAAUACUUGACAAAGGUUUCUCAAUCAAGUUGAGAUGUUUGCAGCUAGGCAUCACAUUGUUGCCAUGGAGCUAAUUGCCUGAGACGCUCUGAGCUUAUACUGGAAAAGCUGCCAUAUUCCAAUGCAUUUAACAAGGGAUUUCUUUUUUUGUGUGGAAUCCCUCGGGCCUUAGUGCAUUGGUAAUUUACCUUUAUGUUGCUUUUUUGUUUGUUUUUAAAGUGAACUUUUUUUCCUAUAACAUUCAAAGCCUUGCACUGCAAGUCCAAAAUGCCUCCUUUCUGGGAGGUGACAGAAAACAUAUGUGGAGGACUGUCACUGGUUUCCUGAUUUGGAUCAUCUCUGCAAAUGAAGAGACUCUUUAAUGCUCAUAAAACUUCUACAAGGCUUCAUUUAGGGCAUGCCAACAGGAAUAUUAAAUAGAAAUGUCUUUGGCCCACUUUCACUGUAUGGCUGGACAGUUUGUGGAUGAUGCGUUCUGUACAAAUUUCCCAUGUGUGCGGGAAAUUAAAUUUGAGCCUGGGUAGCUCAAGUUGGAAGUUAAAGCGAAUUCACAGAUGAGCGACCCCCCACUCGGUUCAGACCGUCGAGAUGGUGCUGGGUGUUGGAUAUAGUGAGUGCAGCAUCCCCAGCAGCUGUACGUCUGCAGAAUUCUAGGCCUGUAAGAAAUAACGGCGGUAACUAAUUUAUUUCAUGAAUUAUGUUAAAAUUUGUAGCGGAGUUGACGCAUGCGCAUCAUGUCAAGACACACUUCUGUGUUAUGACGGCACAGUGUAGCAUCCCGUCAGAGUCAAUCCCAGCACCAUAUACUGUAUUUAUCUCUAAGUCGCUAACACCUCUAUCCGUUCAUCCUGGGAAAAACACUUCCUUGUUCUUGAGGUGCAUUCACGCACACUCCGAACAUCACAACGUCCUUAUUAUGAGUGUAUGUUUGCUCUAAAUAAACAGAAAGACAAAGAAGAACAAUAAGUGGAUAUUCUUAUCAGCAUUGACGUGUGCUCGGAAAUCCUAGAAAAUACGCUCAAAACAUGUGUAUUCAACUCAAAUGACACGGUGUCUUUGAACGCAACACUAUUUUCUCAAAAUAACAUGUUUGAAGUGUGAUUCGGAUGUUCUGCUGCUAUUACACGUCGAUCUUCAGACGUGUAGUAUAUUUUAGCUUCAUAAAAUACAGUAAAAAUGGGCGGAUUUCAGACAGAGUUGCACGUGUUGAUUAAUCAUGAUUAAUUAAUUUGGGAACUGAUUAAUCUGCUUAAACAUUUUAAUCAUUUGACAGCCCACCAAUCCUUUUUUUUAGUUCUGCUGUCUUAUGAUUGUUUUCACAAUCACAUUCACAGUAAAUCUGCAAAAAUGUAAACAAAAAAAACAAAUCUGCAGACGAGUCACCAAAACGAGAGGCAAAUCGUGCGGAAACGUGCUCUAAAAACAUUUAGAGCAUCGCAUCAUUUUAUUCACGGUAAGAGAGAAAGAAAAGGUAUUUGUUUUGGGGAAUUGAAUUGUGUAGAUAUUCUUCUCAUUGUAACCUCUCAUUGUUUGAGUUGUUGAAUCUUUUUCUCUUAAUGUUUACAUGAAAACUUUUUUCGGUGCUUGUAAGAAUUGGCAAAUGUGGCUUUUUAGUCGUUAUCUUGUUAUCUGAUUUGAAUCUUUUAUUUUGACCGUCAAAGCAGCUCCACAGGAGGCCACAGCACAUCAUGUGACACAGCCUGCUGCUUUGAUCAAUUAGCUGUUGGUUUGUCAAAGGCAACUUUCUGGUGAUGAAAAGACGAUGGCCUGCAGCGACGUGUCAAUAAAGUUCUUUUGUGCUGUGCUGCACUUUGCUUUGUGAAUCUACCACCGACUUGUAAAUGCUCCAUUUGCGCCCACGUCAAUGGAACGUGCACAUUGUAGAAGUUUCCGUCAGUAACAUGCUCAGCGGUUGUUCCCACUGAAGCAAAGGUAGCGUAAAAGCAAGUCCGGGGAGUUGCAGCUCGAGAUCCUUUCAAGGUCGCCAUGGCAGCAAGUCCCCAAGAAGCCACUUGACAUCCCUUCCUAUUUAGCUUAGAACUCUCCUGAUUGCGUGGUUACGACCCGUAGAGCUCAGUACCAUUUUUUUGUGCUUUAUUAACCAGACAAUGUUACUUUUUUUGGAAAGGUAAUCCUUUGGGUCGGGUUUGUUAGACUGCAGUGAAAAAGUUACUGAAAUUUAAAAGAUUCACAAGACAACAAUUGUUUCUAUGCUAGAAUGGUUCAUGAUUGACUUAGUUUCAUAAGUCAGCUUCCCCUUUAUCUGUAGUUGUUUGCAGGAAAGUGAUGAUAUUCACUUGGUGAGGUUGGUACCAUAAAAAUGGCAUGCUAAGGAUUCAUUUUGGACAGUGGAUGAAAGAAAAUGUGGACCUUAUAGUCCUGAAUCGAAAUGGAAUGCUUGGUUUAAACUACAGCUGCACCAAUUAAUCGAUGGAUCGAUGAUUAAUCAUGAUUCACCUCUCAAAUGUAAAUAUAUUUUAAUUUCCUCAGUCAUCCAUGAAAGCAGUCCUAUUAUCUUUGUGUUUUAGGCAAGACAAGAUACCGUAAUCACACACAUCAGCUUUGACUUUGGAAAACUGUGAUCAAAGUUUUUACCUCUUUUCUGAUACGUUGCCGACCAAACCACUAAUUUGUUACAAUAGAACCAUAUUGAUUUGGUCCGUCCUAACCGAUUACUCGAUUAAUCGAAACAAAAAAGCUUCAGAUUAACUGACUAGGUAAAUAAGUGUUAGUUGUAGCCCUAGUUUAAACUGAGCUCAAACUCAUGAUGUGUUUAAAUCAUUUUUUCACGUGUAGUGUUGCUGGCUAUUUGCCAGUUAAGGACAAUUCUACAGACCUACCCUAACCAUCAUGUCACACGUGCAUGUAAACUCCUUUAAACCAGCAAAUGUGCCGUAAUUUUUGGUGUAUAAGCCGCACCGACUAAAUUUAGAGGGAAAACCAAAUUUGUACAUAUACGGUAUAUGCCACACCAGUGUAUUAUAUGACAGGAGCCAAUCAUGACCUAUGAAAAAACGCACGACAAGUUUGUCAACCCAUUGGAAAUUGCAGGAGGUCAUUACUCAAUGUAACCGUCUGACUCAAAAUGUCAUCUAAGAAAGAACACUAAACUCAUCACACAGAAACUUAACAAUAAAAAGGUAUACCUGAUAAAUAUACAAACAUCUACCAAUAUGAGUUAAAAUGAAAAAAGAAACAUUUUAAAGGUUUCCCAUAAUGUAUUUUGUUUGAGCAAAGAAUUUAAUUGGAGAACAAGCUGCAUAGACAAUGGCUGCUGGUGAUGCGAUACUGUGUCUGUCCACCAGAGGGAGCCACAGGAGCCCAGAAGGAGGCCGACUGCAUUGCAGCGCCCCAAUGAAUGUGUUGCUCAGACGGAAUGCAUUAUGGGAAGACUUUAAAAGCGUUGUUUUUUCCAUUUUAAACGGGUACUGGUACAUGUUUGUAUAUUUUUUAGGUAUACCUUUUGAGCGUUAAGUUGCUGUGUGAUGAAUUUAGUGUUCUUGGUAAGAUGACACCGUGAGUCAGACAGUUAUAUUGUUAUACUGUUAUAUAUAUUGACCUCCUGCAUUUUGCAGUGGAUUGGCAAGCUUGCUGUGAGUGCACUGAGAGCUCGGAAUUGGCUCCUGCCAAACAAAGAGCUGCCGUUUAAUCGCUGACUCGUGAGCGGCACAGUAUUUAAACUAUUAGUAGUAGUUCUGAAGUAAAGGAGAGGUCAGGAGAAUAGAAUUUGGCCAUAAAUUAGCCGCAGGGUGCAAAGUUUAAGGAAAAAAUAGCGGCUAAUACCCUGAAUUUACGGUAAUUUGUUUUAUAAACAUGGAAUUUACACUCUUGCUUAAAAUAUGCAGCAAAGCAUAUUGUACUGGGGUUUUUCAUGUACUGUGUUUGUUUUAUGAAUUUAAAUUGAUGAAUUAAAAAUGGUGGAGAUAUCAAAUGGGCAGUCUCAUGUAUGUUAGCACUGAUUUAUUUGAAUUACAGGUUUUAUGUAUAUA